Durio zibethinus is the source of this 3079-nucleotide messenger RNA. RefSeq names its product histone mono-ubiquitination 2 (gene HUB2). Gene Ontology annotation, cellular component: HULC complex; nucleus. Gene Ontology annotation, molecular function: ubiquitin protein ligase activity; metal ion binding. The record is from RefSeq and is a predicted model, not a curated record. NCBI's taxonomy places the organism in Eukaryota, Viridiplantae, Streptophyta, Magnoliopsida, Malvales, Malvaceae.
GGGGAAUUUUGGUUGGAGAGCCAUAAGGCCCAAGCCCAAGGAUAAUUUUGAAGUGUGCCGAUUCAUUUCUUCUGGUUUCUUCUGAAAAGCAAGGUAUUGGGAUCUCUGUCUGUCUCCCAGUGAGAAGAGUUUGCGUUUGGUUAGGGUUUGAGAAGGAUGAUGGACAUGUGAUGGUGUGGCAAAAGUGUAAAUCAGAGUGAAAGAGAGGGGAGGGGAAUAACAAUACUAACUCUAGUAAAUGGAAAGUUUUGAAUCGGAAGAACCAGAGAAGAAGAGGCUUCACUUGGAUUCUCCAGCCAUGGCUCGUAACUCCUCCGCUUCUCCCAACCAUACCAAAUCCGUUGAUGCAGCAGUUCUCCAGUACCAGAAUCAAAGACUUGUCCAGCAGUUAGAUAUUCAGAAACAUGAUUUGCUUAAACUUGAAAGCAAAAUUAAAGAAUUAAAAGACAAGCAAACCUCCUAUGAUGAUAUGUUGAUAAAUGUGAAUCAACUUUGGAAUCAGUUGGUUGAUGAUUUGAUCCUGCUUGGAGUAAGAGCUGGAGGAGGCCAUAAUGCUUUGGAAAUCAUGGACCAUGCAGACCAUUCUCGAGGUUCCAUUCCAUCAUGCCCUGUGGAGGAUAUGUUUCUUUGUAGGCUUCUAGAAACAGAUUUUCUUGAUAGUAGUGGUGAUGAUGGGAUUUCUAAUUAUGUUGAACAAGUCCUAUCUUCUCGCCAUGCAUCCACUAGGGAGUUGAUAAAAUCUCUGGAGGAUACUAUCUCUUCUGAAAGGGAGAAAACUGAGAACAUGGCUGUUUCUUUGCAUGGAAAAUUAUCUGUUGAAGACACCAUUGUGCAGCUAUCUAGGAUUGAUGAUAUGAUGAAGGAGGAGGCUAAAAUUUUGUGUGUUGUGAUUGACACUCUACAUUUGAAGCAUAAACAAUAUGCUGAUGAGAUUCAAACUUAUAUAAGCAGCCAUUCAACUGACCAAUCUGAGAUUAAACGUCUUCAAGGUGAGCUGGAAGAAAUCAUGACUGAACUCGAAGAAAGCAGAAGAAAACUAGUCAAUCUGAAAAUGCAGAAGAAUGUAGCAUCUGGGAUGCAUGCAUUAUCUCCGAUUGCAGCAAAUGGCAACUUGUCACCAGAAAAGCCUGCAGAUAAGACAAUGGGCUUGCGGGAGAUAAAGGAUUCAAUUGAGGAGACAAAGAUAGUGGCAGCAGAUCGACUUUCUGAACUUCAAGAUGCACAGGAACAGAACCUAAUCUAUUCAAAACAACUGAAGGAUCUUCAGAAUGAACUGAAGGAUGACAAAUUCAUAAGAUCAUCUCGGCUAUACGCAUUGUUAAACGAUCAGCUCCAGCAUUGGGAUGCUGAAAUGGAACAAUACAAAGCACUCACUGAAACUUUGCAGACUGACAGGUUUCUUGUCGUGAGGAGGGAGAAGGAAUUGAAUAUAAAAGCUGAUUCAGCAGAUGCUGCUAGGAAUACAAUUGAUAAUGCUGAUUCUAGAAUUGUUGAACUGGAGCUGCAGCUUCAAAAGUGUAUCCUAGAAAGAAAUGAUCUUGAGAUUAAAAUGGAAGAAGCUAUCCAAGAUGGAGGAAGAAAUGAUAUUAAAACAGAAUUUCGUGUGAUGGCAUCGGCUCUGUCCAAGGAAAUGGGAAUGAUGGAAGGUCAGUUGAAUCGCUGGAAGGAGACUGCACAUGAAGCGAUUUCCUUGCGUGAAGAAGCCCAAGUGCUAAAAGCUUUAUUAAGUGAUAAGACAAACCAACAAAAGCGCUUGGCAGAAGAGUGUGCUGAACAGAUUGUGGAAAUCAAAUCUCUCAAUGAUUUGAUUGAGAAAUUGCAAAAGGAAAAAUUGGAGCUCCAAAUCUACUUGGACAUGUACGGCCAAGAAGGUUAUGAUAAUAGAGAUUUGACGGAAAUAAGAGAAUCAGAAAGCAGAGCUCAUUCACAAACUGAAGUCUUGAAAAAUGCUUUGGAUGAACAUAGUCUAGAACUGAGAGUGAAAGCAGCUAAUGAGGCCGAGGCUGCUUGCCAAGAAAGGCUUUCGGUUGCUGAAGCUGAAAUAGCUGAGUUAAGAGCUAAACUGGAUGCUUCUGAGAGGGAUGUUUUGGAACUCACGGAGGCUAUUAAAAGUAAAGAUCGAGAGUCAGAGACAUACAUUUCUGAAAUUGAGACCAUUGGUCAGGCAUAUGAAGAUAUGCAGACACAGAACCAGCAUCUGCUGCAGCAGAUGACUGAGAGAGAUGACUACAAUAUUAAGCUGGUCUCUGAGAGUGUAAAGACAAAGCAGGCACAUACUUCCUUUCUCUGUGAGAAGCAGACAUUAGCUAGGCAACUUCAGCAGGUCAAUUCAUCAAUUGAAUCUGUGAAAAUGAGGAUUGCACAAAGUGAGGAGCAGAUGAAAGUUUGUCUGACAGAUGCUAUUAAAUUCACUCAAGAGGACAGACAUUUUAUGAUCAGCCUUGAAACUGCAAAGUGGGAGUUGGCAGAUGCUGAGAAGGAGUUGAAGUGGCUUAAAUCUGCUGCAGCAUCUUCUGAGAAGGACUAUGAGCAGCUCCCGCGGAAGGUGGAUGAGUUCCAAGUUAAGUUGGAUAAGGAACGAAGCCAGAGGAAGAAACUUGAGGAAGAGCUCAGUCAAUUGAAUAGCAAGGUUGCUGAGUUGAGUUCUGAAACUGGAGAGACCGCAAUACAGAAGCUUCAGGAUGAAAUAAAAAAUUGCAAGAAUAUUCUCAAAUGUGGUGUGUGUUUUGACCGGCCAAAGGAGGUUGUAAUUGUGAAAUGCUAUCAUUUAUUUUGCAAUCCAUGCAUACAGAGAAAUUUAGAGAUUCGCCAUCGGAAGUGCCCUGGCUGUGGGACUGCAUUUGGUCAGAAUGAUGUUCGAUUUGUAAAAAUAUGAGUUGUCCCAUGGUUUUGCACUUUAAUCGUUGAUUUAGGUUAGUCAAAGUAAGCAUCUGAAAAUCUAGGAUGCCUAGCAGUAGGCCUUCGGACUUUAUAGAAAUAAUAAUAUUAUCUUUCAUGUAAUUAUUUGAUUGGUACGUAUGUCAAAUUGUAAAUGGAAUUUUAACGAGGAAAAUCAUUAUAUAACCUCCAGAAUUGUGUU